Molecule: messenger RNA, 2580 nt
Organism: Apodemus sylvaticus (European woodmouse)
Lineage: Eukaryota; Metazoa; Chordata; Mammalia; Rodentia; Muridae
Gene: Il12b
Product: interleukin 12B
Exons: 8
Coding region: 112-1131 (339 amino acids)
Biological process (GO): immunoglobulin mediated immune response; cytokine-mediated signaling pathway
Cellular component (GO): membrane; external side of plasma membrane
Molecular function (GO): cytokine receptor activity; protein binding
Source: RefSeq, a predicted model, not a curated record
AUCAGAAAGUUCUGUAGGAGUAGAAUAUAUAAGCUCCAGGAGCAGCCACAGCAGCAGAAGGAGCAGUAGGUGCCCAGGCACAUCUGACCAGGCAGCCCACAGCAAAGCAAGAUGUGUCAGCAGAAGCUAACCAUCUCCUGGUUUGCCAUGGUUUUGCUGGUGUCUCCACUCAUGGCCAUGUGGGAGCUGGAGAAAGAUGUUUAUGUUGUAGAGGUGGACUGGUAUCCCGAUGCCCCUGGAGAAACGGUGAACCUCACCUGUGACACGCCUGACGAGGACGACAUCACCUGGACCUCAGACCAGCGACGCGGAGUCAUAGGCUCCGGAAAAACCCUGACCGUCACUGUCAAAGAGUUUCUAGAUGCUGGCCAGUACACCUGCCGCAGAGGAGGGGAGACUCUGAGCCGCUCACAUCUGCUGCUCCACAAGAAGGAAAACGGAUUUUGGUCCACUGAAAUUUUAAAAAAUUUCAAAAACAAGACUUUCCUGAAAUGUGAGGCUCCCAAUUACUCGGGGAGGUUCACUUGCUCGUGGCUGGUGCAAAGGAACAUCGACUUAAAGUUCAACAUCAAGAGCAGCAGUAGUUCCCCUGACUCUCGGGCAGUGACAUGUGGAACAGCAUCUCUGUCUACAGAGAAGGUCACGCUGAACCAAAGGGACUAUGACAAGUUCUCAGUGGCAUGCCAGGAGGAUGUCACCUGCCCAACGGCCGAGGAGACCCUGCCCAUCGAAUUGGCACUGGAAGCACGGCAGCAGAAUAAAUAUGAGAACUACAGCACCAGCUUCUUCAUCAGGGAUAUCAUCAAACCAGACCCGCCCAAGAACCUGCAGGUGAAGCCUUUGAAGAACUCUCAGGUGGAAGUCAGCUGGGAGUACCCUGAUUCCUGGAGCACUCCCCACUCCUACUUCUCCCUCAAGUUCUUUGUUCGAAUCCAGCGCAAGACAGAAAAGAUGAAGGAGACAGACGAGGGGUGUAAUCAGAGAGGUGCGAUCCUUGUAGAGAAGACCUCUACCGAAGUCCAAUGCAAAGGUGCGAACGUCUGCGUGCAAGCUCAGGAUCGCUACUACAAUUCCUCGUGCAGCAAGUGGGCGUGUGUGCCCUGCAAGUCGGUGAGCAGGGCCCGAUCCUAGGAUGCAACUUUGGAAGGAAAGGAAAGUGGAAGACAUUAGGAAUGAAAAAUUUAAACUCAUGAUGGAAGAGACCCCAAAAGCUACUUUCUGCUAGGUUGGCUUUUUCCAGUUUUUCUAAGCUCAUAAUGACAUCUUUGCUAUAUUUCCACAUGCAAAUAUUAAAUGCCCGCCGAGACAAUGAGCUAAUUUAUGCAUAGAUAUUUUAACAUUCCACUUGGCCUUAUGCUAUUGAAAUAUUUAAGUAAUUUAUGUAUUUAUUAAUUUAUUUCUGUAUUUAACAUUUGUGCACCAAGAUGUAUUGAAUAUUUCAUGUGCUCAUGGCCUGAUCCACAGAGACCAGGCCCUAUUUUGCAAAAUGUGAACUUGUCAUCUUUUUCAACAGCUCUUCACCCAAGGCUGAGUAGGUAUGUUGGCUUUUGGGACAACCAAUAAGAACAUAAUAUUCUAACACAAGCAGUGUUACAUAUUUGUGACCAGUAAAGUCAUAGGUGGUAUUUAGAGACAUGAAGAAGCUGUAAAGUAGACUCCGAAGAGUUUAGCACUAGUUUCAACACCAAAGAAGACUUUUCAGCAGUGGUAUCGAUAAGAAACAAGAGCCUUCUUUGGAAAAAAAAAACCUUUGGGUACCUAAAUUUAAAAGAAUUUUGAAAGGCCAGGUAUUGGUAGCAUAUGCUUUUAAUCCCAGCACUCAGGAGUUCAAGGGAGGAAGAUCUCUGUGAGUUUGAGGACAGCCUGGUAUACAGAGUGAGUGAGUUUCAGCACAGCCAGGGCCACACAGAAAUUCUGUCUCAAAAACAAAACAAAACAAAAAAAACCAAAAAACUAGAAAUUGAAAUCCUGGUUUGGGUUUGCUCAGAUGGCAGCGUGCUUUCCUGGCAUUCCUGAAGAGCUGGCUUUGGCCCUCAGCACUGCAGGAACGAAGCAUGGCGGGGCAUCUCUUAACCCCAGCACUGGGGAGAGAGGCAGAAAACUUAGUAGCUCAGUGGCAUCCUUAGCUACAUAACAAGGCCAGGCUGGACUGUAUGAUAGCAUGAUAUAAUAUCUCAAAAAGAAGGGAUGGACAUAGGGAUGGGGAGAGUCGAUUGCUUACCUCCUAGGUGGGCCCCAUCUCCAACACUCAUAGGACACCAGAGCAGAGACAUCCUGGGUGUCUGAAAGAACAGAAGCUUUUGGAAUUUGAGGGGGAAUGUAAUGUAGCCUGUGAUUAAAGUACAUAAAAUCCAGGGUGGCUUAAUCACCACACAAAUGGGUGCAAAGAAAACCAUCCAAGAUCACCAUGUCAUCAGCCUGAGUAAACCUAAUGUGCAGAUAUGACCAGGCAAGGUGCAUCAUGCCAUGAAGAUACGACUGCUACAUAAGGGCACAAUGACCACGCUCCUUGUAGUGACUUGCACUUGUCUCUCAUGCGUUGGCUUAUUUGUUUAUGCUUUCUGAGACGAAAUAAAUAAA